This is a messenger RNA of Salvia splendens (bonfire salvia), 2172 nucleotides long. RefSeq names its product RNA demethylase ALKBH9B. Lineage: Eukaryota; Viridiplantae; Streptophyta; Magnoliopsida; Lamiales; Lamiaceae. The record is from RefSeq and is a predicted model, not a curated record. The coding region runs from base 190 to 1758 and encodes 522 amino acids. Gene Ontology annotation, biological process: mRNA catabolic process. Gene Ontology annotation, molecular function: mRNA binding; demethylase activity. The transcript is spliced from 6 exons.
UGUUUGCUUUAAACACGCGAGAGCGUGUCGCGUGUUUGCUUUAAACACGCGAGAAGAAGACGCGUCUUUCUUUUAAUACACGCGAGAGGAAUAUGCGUGUUUCAAUUUAAAACACGCGAGAGCUUCUCGCGUCUAUACCAUGGCUGGAAAGUUUUAUUUUCAGGGUCCAAAUGGCGGAUACAUUUUGUCAUGAACUCCUUUCUUGGAAUUUUGCCCGAUUCCUCCGCCAUGAAUGGCCACGCGAAACCUCAAAACCCAGACGCCUUCCUCCUUAAUUACGACGACAACGAAGUCCGGAUCGCCUCCGAAUUCUUGUCCAAUUGGCUGCCUUUCUUAGCCCGCGGCCUCUGCAAAUCCUGCACGCACACCAUCUCCCACCGAAUCCGAUCUCUCCGUACAGAACGGGAUGCUGCUGUUUCUACACCAAGUAUUGUAGAUGCGAAUCACUGUAAGGAAGACUUGGGUGACUGCACUGCCGGUUCCACCGGGAGUGCGAAAGGCAGUGCAGAUGAUGAUGAUGAUGAUGAUGAUGAUACACAUUCAUUGGGUAUUUGGAAGGAUGAGGCUGAUCGAUUUUCGGAACAAGCUGUUGAACCAUCAUCAACGAGCGAGCCAUUAAACUCGUCAGCACGACAGCCAAGACCUAUGUUGAAAAAGUCUUGGGCGGAUAUGGCUAUGGAGUAUGAGGUUAUGGUAGGAGAAGACAAUGAUGAGAGCAAUGGGCUUGUUGAUGCGAAUGAUUCUUUUUCGGAGGUAACUUAUGUGGCUGAAGCUAAGCCAAAGGUGGCAUUGUCGAGGGAUCAGAGAGAAUGCAUUAGGUUCUAUCGCGUCGAAAGGAAAAAGGACUUUCUAUGUUUGGAAAGGAUCAACGGGAAGCUUGUCAACAUUCUGGAGGGGCUGGAGCUACACAAAGCUAUCUUCAGUGCAGCAGAACAGAAGAGGAUUGUCAGUUAUGUUGAACAGCUCGAAGAGAUGGGGAAAAAGGGGCAGUUGAAAGCGCGCACAUAUACCGCUCCUCAGAAGUGGAUGAGGGGGAAGGGGCGCAUAACUCUUCAAUUUGGUUGCUGUUACAACUAUGCCACAGAUAAAAAGGGCAAUCCGCCAGGCAUCCUCAAGGCCGAAAUUGUCGAUCCGUUGCCCCAAUUGUUCAAGGUCAUGAUCAAAAGGCUUGUGCGGUGGCAUGUUUUGCCGCCUUCUUGCGUGCCUGAUAGCUGUAUUGUGAAUAUCUACGAAGAGGGGGACUGUAUACCGCCUCAUAUUGAUAAUCAUGAGUUUGUUAGGCCAUUCUGUACAGUCUCAUUUCUUAGCGAGUGUGAUAUACUUUUUGGUUCGAACCUAAAAAUAGUUGGGCCUGGUGAAUUUGAAGGUUCUUAUGCGAUUCCCCUGCCACUUGGAUCUGUUCUUGUAUUAAAAGGAAACGGAGCUGAUGUGGCUAAGCAUUGUGUCCCAGCUGUCCCUUCCAAAAGGAUAUCGAUUACCUUUAGGAGAAUGGAUGACACUAAAAGGCCAAUGGGGUAUACUCCGGAACCAGAUUUGCAAGGGCUUCAGCCAUUGAUGGAUGAAGAGGAAAGAUCUAGCAACGAUAAUGCUUCAAGAGACGGACAUAUUUCGAAAAGGCCAGCAGAUGGAGGAGAACCUAUGGUAGUAGAUAGGGGAAGAGGAUUGGCUUCAGAAAAUCCAAAGUCCCGUCAUUCAGGCCGAACAAGACAAGGUCCUCCAUAUAGGAGAAGGCUCCAGUCUAAUCAGGAGGAAUAUUGACGAAUUAACAAUUUGUUACAGUUAGCUACUUGAUUUCAAGAGUCUUAAAUAUAUUUCUCAACCUAUCUGUUGAACAAAUCUUUGCGCCAUUCAUCUGGUACCGUCUAAACUAUCACUAAAAGCGUCUUCAGUUUAAGGUUAUGUAUGGCAAACUGUUGUCGAUAUUCAUCCUCGACUGGUAUUAAUGUCGCAGGCUCAAAUGAAUAGUUGAAUUCGAACUUACAGAGCUGGCUGGGAUGUAAGAAAACUGGUACAGCUAUUCAAGAGGAAAAUUCAUUGAAGAUUAUUUUCUCAAUUUUGUUUUACAUUUGCAUGUAUUUGAGAAUGAUCAACCUGUAUAUUUCAUUUUGAGUUGGGAUUUUUCAAGGCUGUAUUAGCUUUCAGUAUAAAUGAGUAUUAGUGAUUUUUCUCCAA